Messenger RNA from Amphimedon queenslandica, 1201 nucleotides. RefSeq lists its product as uncharacterized. The annotation marks the transcript as partial. Lineage: Eukaryota; Metazoa; Porifera; Demospongiae; Haplosclerida; Niphatidae. The transcript is spliced from 3 exons. The record is from RefSeq and is a predicted model, not a curated record.
UCCAAAGGAUAUAUUACGGAGUCAUUAUAGUAAAUUAAUUAGUGCUAUUAGUGUGGAUCUUUGCAAUAUAAGUGCUUUAAUGUAUGCUAAAGGCCUAAUACCUCAACAAACUAAAGAAGAUAUGCUUGUAUUAGGAGUAACUGACAGUAAAAAAGCCAAUAACCUUGUGCAUGUCAUUGAGCAACAUUUGGAAUCCUGUCUUACUCCAGAGAAAGCUAAGCAGUAUUUUAUUGCUAUAUGUCUUGUGUUAAUAAACAAACAACAUCAUACACUAACAGAUAUUGCAACUUCUAUGUUACAUCAAAUAGGUCAGUCUAUACCUGAUGAUGCCACAUCAAUUUGUUCAAUACCUGAUAAUGUUCAAAAAUAUGCUGACAUUAUGAAACAAAAUUACAAACACCAAGAUGUUGUUUCUACAGACUGGCCACCUAGAAUUGGAAGAGAUUUUUUUGGAAGACUAGCAUUAGUAGAAAAACAAGACUCCUGUACACAAACAAAAUCAGCUUGGCAUCUGCUAAGAGGACAAGUUGAUGAAACAGUUAAACUAGCUGAAAAUAAAAAGAUAAGUCUUGAAGAUGUCAUCGAACCCACUGAUAAUUCUCUAUCUCUUAGAGUAGUAAUAGAUGGUCCUCCUGGUAUUGGCAAGACAACACUCUGUCACAAAAUGUUACAUAUGUGGUCCAAUGGAACACUUUUACAUCAGAAGUAUGACUUGGUACUUUACUGUCCUUUAAGAAAUAGCAAGAUAGCUGAAGCUACUACAAUAGCUGACCUGUUUGAAUAUGGACGUUAUGAAGUUCCUGUGGUAGCUGAAUGGUUUGAGAAGAGGAAUGGAGAAGGAUUACUGAUCAUCUUUGAUGGUUGGGAUGAACUAAGUGAGCAACUCAGACAGUCUUCAUUAGCUGGAAGUAUCAUUUAUAGAAAGCAGUUAGGCGACUGUUCCACAAUUGUUACCUCUCGUAGCUAUGCCUCCGCUUUACUUUUAAAAAUACCUAAUCUCAGCAGACAUGUUCAGGUCAUUGGUGACACUGACACUAGUACUGAUGAAGAUAUUUGCGAUAGUCUCUGUAAUCAGAGUGGUAGUAGUAGUAGUAGUGAAAUUGAUAGUAGUGACAAUACUGUUGCAAUUCAAGAAUCAGAGCAAUUAGAUCUAGCAGAUGAGAAUUCACAACUAGCUUUAAAGCUCAUUGAUGAUCUUAAA